UAUACCAUUUGUAGUAAUAUUUGUUAUUGUUUGCUUAUAAAGUAUGUUAUCAUGUUUGACGUUACCCUAUUUCAUUCUAUGUUAUUAAGAACUAGCUUCCUUCCUUUCGGAGGGAACAAUUUUUCAAUAUUUAUGAGGAAAAGUAGCAGUGCAAGUCGAUUGAUUUUACCCCAGAAGAAAUGGUAACCAGUUUAGUCACUGGUCAUCGACUAAAGGACGAAGACAAAAACCGGCCCAUUCUUGACCAACGAAAAGUGAAUGCCAUAGUCAAUUUUGUGUGUUACUUACACCCAUUAUGCACAGCCAUAAUUAGAAACAAGAUGGGACUCAAAUAUAACGAUACUCGGCAUAACCUAAAGAGAAUGGAGCAGAAAAUGGAAAGUUAAACUAGUUAGAUAUGUCGUUUUUGUGUAAUUUUUUCAGUACUAUAUUCUUAAACAAUUGAAUUUUGAAUGUUUUUUCUUCAGUAAACUUUAAAAACCGUUAUCAUGACAAUGGUAUCAGAUUACAAUUUCCUGAAAGAAGUACCCACAUGCCUUCAAUAGUACCGGAUACCAGGCUAACAGAAACACGCCUAUAGCAGCCCCAGUACAUCCAUGGGAGCGGCUUCAAAGACCAUGGAAAAUGGUGCAUGCAGACUUCGCAGGACCAUUUGAGGGUAAAAUGUUCCUCAUCUUAGUGGACGCACAUUCUAAGUGGCCAGAGGUCAGAUUGAAAUGUCAGCAACCUCAAGUGAACAAACCAUUGAAAUAUUGAGGAGUGUAUUUGCGAGGGAUGGGUUGCCAGAAAAGUUGGUAACGGACAACGGUCCGCAGUUUAUCGCACAUACAUUCAAACGGUUUAUUGAAGCCAACGGCAUUCGACAUAUAACUUCUGCCCCGUAUCAUCCAAGGACAAACGGCCUGGUGGAACGGUUCGUUCAAACCUUUAAGCAUUCUAUGAGAGCAUCAAGAGCACAGCAUAGUUCGUUAGGAAAAAGGCUGUCAACGUUCCUGCUCAGUUAUAGAUCAACUCCGCAAACCACAACCCAAGAAACACCUGCAAAGUUGUUCUUAGGCAGAGAGCUUCAAACGCGACUGACAUUAAUGAAACCAAACAUCGCGAGAAAGGUGGAUGUCGUGAAUGAGAAAAUGGAAAAAGUUUCCAAUAAUGUGCACAAAUUCACAGUAGAGGAAACAGUAGCUGUACGAGAGUAUAGUGGACACAAUAAAAUUGGAUUCCUGGUGUUGACAGGUCCGCUCUCAUAUACAGUUCAGACUUCUCCAGGGACUGAAUGGCCCAGACACGCAAAUCAAUUGAGAUCAGCCAACCUUAGAGAUCAGGAAAUCCUCCAUGAAACACUAAUCGAAAAGGAACACACACCAACAAUGCGAAAAACAAUGACAGAUCAUGAAGAAAAAUUAAACCACCUACUAGACUUGAUCUAUAGAACCCUGUUAUACAUAAGUUACAAUGUUUGGACAGUUAAAGGUUAAGGGGGAGGGAUGUUGUGUCCGAACCACAAGGUUCGAUGUUUAGCAAACCACAAGGUUCGAUGUUUUGCUCGCUGUUGAGCGUUCUCCCUGGUUUUUGGCAUUAAAUGAUUAUCAUUGAAAGUUUACCUACGUCUUAGGCCUAUCAUUCCUUAUUUACGUCAAUCUAAGAGUGAGAAAUUUAACACGUUCAUGAAGAUCAGCAUUAGAAAUACUAGCAUACGGCCAAUGGAGGUUCAAAAUCGUCUUGAGAUGUCUGCGCUGCAUCACAUCAACUUUUUCCAAAACUGAGCUCGGCGCUGCCCAACAACUGAAAUUAUACAUAACAACAGAUACGACUUGGGCUUCAUAAACUUUAAUUUUCUUCGUAAUUGAAAUCUUUGUACCACAAAGUCACACCUUUCUAUAUUUCUGAAAGGCUGCAUUGCCGAUACGACAUCUAUACAUAAUAUCUUGUGUAGAGCAAAGCAUUGAUCCAAGCAAUUUCGAAAACCUCUAUGGUUCGUUGUAUUUUAAGUGCACGCCAUUAUUAUUAAUUUUAUUCUUAGUCGCUACAUAUAGGUGGACGAACUCUGUCUUAUCUGCAUUAACGUAUAGGUCCCAUUGCUUAAAUACAUUGGUACAUUUAGGUAAAAAGUCUGUUAAAGGUUGUUUCGAUUCAUCAAUAAAAUCAGAAUCAUCUGCAUAUUGCCACUCUGCAGACAUACGAUUUUCUGUAAUUGCUGGGUUUGGCCUGUUAGUGAUGGCGCGCAAAUGAUUCAAAGCUCCUGCGAGGACUAAGAUAAAUAGAGUUCCGGAAAUCCCAUCACCUUGAAGAGAUCCUCUUGUGCACACAAAUUCUGUAGAUACUCUACUAUUUACUUUAACUCGUAGCGUUGUGUUUGCAAGUAAAAACCUGACGAGUCAAAUAUCAUCUCUACUACAUUUGAGAAGUCUUAAAAUGGUUGUCUUACGAAUUGUAUCAAAAGCAAUGGACAUAUCGAUGCCCAUAUUAUGUAGAUCAGUUUUUUUUUCUCCAGUACUACCGAAAUCAACAUUCUCUGUACCCAAACGACGUUUGUGCAACUUAUUCCUUGUUUGUAUGCACACUCCCGUGUAUUCCGCUGUCUGCGUCUGUAUUCUGUUUUAUACUAUAUUUGAUAAAAUCUUUCGUCACCCAUUUAAUAGACAAAUUGGUCGAAUAUUUUUAACAGGUCUAGCUACAUGUUGAGGUUUCUGAAUAGGUAGGAGAAUGCCUUGGCCCAUCUGUUCUAUGUACGUAUUUUCUUCAAAACACUGGUUUAAGAUAUCUGCAUACUUAGCAUAAAAUGUUUCACCAGCAAAUUUAAAGGAGUUCGUUUUUUAAAUCAUCCGGUUCACACGUUUUGGCAUUUUUUAGUUUUGAGACCGCACGUUUAACCUCCUCUAAUGUUAUAGGAUUAUCUAGAGACAUUGGAUCAUAAUCCAAAUGUUCUAAACCGAGUUCAUCUCCUGUAAGAUGUUCAUAAAAAGCAUUCUAUAAUCGUGUUCGCUUUAUCUUGAUCACUAUUAAGAUAUUCUCCAUGUUCAUUUUGUAUUCUUAUUGGUUUCCUUUCUUUUGAGUUAUUGAGAAUCCUGAUCGCCUCAAACAUUUUUCGUGAAUCAUCAGUAUCUUCAAUAUCU
Messenger RNA from Anneissia japonica, 3113 nucleotides. RefSeq lists its product as uncharacterized. The coding region runs from base 717 to 1475 and encodes 252 amino acids. Gene Ontology annotation, molecular function: nucleic acid binding. Gene Ontology annotation, biological process: DNA integration. The record is from RefSeq and is a predicted model, not a curated record. NCBI's taxonomy places the organism in Eukaryota, Metazoa, Echinodermata, Crinoidea, Comatulida, Comatulidae. The transcript has 2 exons.